Hemisphaericaspora subhashii is the source of this 2355-nucleotide messenger RNA. RefSeq lists its product as uncharacterized. The record is from RefSeq and is a predicted model, not a curated record. The transcript has 2 exons. Lineage: Eukaryota; Fungi; Ascomycota; Pichiomycetes; Serinales; Debaryomycetaceae. Bases 1 to 2355 code for a protein of 784 amino acids.
AUGUCAUCAUCAAAUGAACAAUAUGAUGAACAAUCUCAUUUGAUCGAUUCUCGACGUCCAUCAAUGUCAUUCUUAGAUACUCCUAUUGGAUCCUUCAAAGGACCAAAUUCACUUCAUAACUUUGCAACUUCAUUCGCAAGAGCUCAAUCAUAUGCUGCAUCCAAAAUAGAUAAUGACAUUCAUAAACGAAGAUCAUUCUUUACUCAUGCCCCAGGCGAUGAUGGUGUUAUCAUAGACGAUGAAACAUUCGAUCCCGAAUUGAUGGUACCAUCUACUAAAGGUGAAAGAUUGAGUAUGGUGAUUCAUGAUCUUCAGAAUAGAAAUCAAGUGUUUGCUAAUGAUGUUCAUGAUACUGCCUAUAACGAUGUAUUUUAUCAUGACGAUCUCAUGAAUGCAUUAUACGAAUCAAGAUCCAGAAGAGGAUCUGAAUAUGGAGCAGUCACUCAAGCUAUCCCGAUACAUCGCCAGAAAAUUCGUCCAGUACAAUCUUUUUCCAGUUUAAGAUCAGCAAUGUCUAUAGUUACAACCACUUCACAAAUCACUCUUAAGAAAAUAGAAGACAGUGAUGGAAAUAUUGUUACUGUAUUAGCUGGACAAUCAACUGCACCUCAAACCAUUUUCAACUCGAUUAAUGUAUUGAUUGGGGUUGGAUUAUUGGCAUUACCAGUUGGGAUCAUGAAAGCUGGUUGGAUCUUUGGUGUACCUAUUUUAGUUUUAUGUGGAUUAUCAACUUAUUGGUCGGCAACUUUAUUAUCAACUGCUAUGGAUACUGAUUAUACUAUUAUGACAUAUGCUGAUUUAGGUUAUGCAUCAUAUGGAUCCAUAGCCAAAUUAAUAAUUUCAUUACUUUUUUCUAUCGAUUUACUUGGGGCAGGGGUUGCUUUAAUUGUAUUAUUCAGUGAUUCUUUAUUUGCAUUACUUGGAGAUGACUUAGUUUGGACACAAACUAGAUUCAAACUUAUCAGUUUCAUUGUUUUGACUCCAUUUACAUUUGUUCCAUUACCCAUUUUAUCUAUCAUUUCCUUAUUUGGAAUCUUAGCCACAAUUUCAAUUACUCUUUUGGUUAUGAUGUGUGGGCUUUUGAAAGUCUCAUCACCAGGAUCAUUAUUGGAAGUUAUGCCAACCAAUUUAUGGCCAGAAUCAAUCCCAAAUUUACUUUUGGCAAUUGGAAUCUUAAUGGCACCGUUUGGUGGACAUGCCAUUUUUCCAAACUUAAAAAGUGAUAUGAGACAUCCUUACAAAUUUAAGAAAACAUUGAGAUAUACAUAUUUUAUCACCUUAAUUACCGAUUGUUCUAUGGGUAUACUUGGAUUUUUAAUGUUUGGGGCAUAUUGUAGUAAUGAAAUUACAAAUACAUUAUUAAUGACACCAGGAUAUCCUUCAUUCGUAUAUCCUUUAAUUAGUGGGUUGAUUUGUUUAGUUCCUUUGGCUAAGACUCCCUUGAAUGCAAAACCAAUUAUUUCAUCUUUAGAUGUAUUAUUGGGAACCGAUAAGGAAUCAUCAAGUAACCUUCGAAAGAUUUAUAAUGGACUUAGUAAAUUCAUUAUUAGAGUUGGUGUAAAUUUGGUAUUUGUACUUUUGGCAAUAGUUUUCCCAGAAUUUGAUAAAAUUAUUGGAAUGCUUGGAUCAUCAAUUUGUUUUAUUAUUUGCCUUAUUUUACCUUGUUUAUUUUACCUUCGUUUAUAUAGCCCAAUGUACAUUCCAAAAAAGUAUUCAGAAGAAGAAUGGCAAGAAACGGAAUUCUUAAUUAAGAAAUAUCCAUUAGCCACACUUGUUACUACUUGUUCCGAGACCGGAGAAAUUAUAGCAAAUCAUAUUCCGUUCUUCUUGAAAGAAGAUCAAGAAACCGGUAAGAAAUAUUUAAUUGCUCAUGUUGCUAAAUCAAACCCUCAAGUUCCUUCAUUAACUUCAAAUGAACGAGUAUUAGUUAUUUUUCAAAGUAGUAAUUCAUAUAUUACUCCAAAUUAUUAUCCAGGAAAACCCGAAACCGAAAAAUAUGUCCCAACUUGGGAUUUUGCAUCUGCUCAUAUCUAUGGAUCUUCAAGAAUCAUCGAUGACUUUGAUUUUGUAAGAGAUCAAAUUAACAAAUUGACAGAUCAAAAUGAACAAGGGAAUGCACACCCUUGGAAGGUUUCCGAUGCUCCUGAAGGAUAUUUGAAAGUAAUGCAGAAAGCAAUUACUGGACUUGAAAUAGAAAUUAAGGAAACUCAAUGUAAAUACAAGUUUGAACAAGGUAUGAAAAGAAGAGAUGUGGAUGGUGUUAUUGAAGGAUUGGAAAAAGAUGGUUUGAAUGAAAUUUCUCAAUUAACUAUAGAGGCAAAUUUGAGAAAGGAAGAAAGAGCCAAAGCUGGUUAA